Messenger RNA from Plasmodium yoelii, 642 nucleotides. Its product is annotated as coatomer subunit zeta, putative. The transcript has a single exon. Gene Ontology annotation, biological process: intracellular protein transport; intra-Golgi vesicle-mediated transport; retrograde vesicle-mediated transport, Golgi to endoplasmic reticulum. NCBI's taxonomy places the organism in Eukaryota, Apicomplexa, Aconoidasida, Haemosporida, Plasmodiidae. Gene Ontology annotation, cellular component: COPI vesicle coat. Bases 1 to 642 code for a protein of 213 amino acids. The record is from RefSeq and is a predicted model, not a curated record.
AUGAAAGGGGUAUCAAUAAAACAACUUGAUGGGAUAAUAAUAUUGGAUGAAGAUGGAAACAGAAUUGCAGUAAAAUAUUAUACAAAUAUAUUAGAAAAUAAAGGAGACGAUAAAAAUAGAAAUAGUUGUGAAAAUAAUUAUAUAAAUAAUAAAGAACAUAUGGAUAACAUCUAUGAUGAACCAUAUAAUAAUUUAAAAACAGUAGAUAAUCAAAAACAAUUUGAAUAUAACAUAAUUAAUAAAAUUAAAAAAACAUCUUCCUUAUUAAACGAAAUAGAAAUUUUAUCAUCAAAUCAAUAUAUUAUAUUAUCUUUAUUAAUAAAUGAUAUAUAUAUAUUUAUUGUUGGAGAUGAAAAUAAUAAUGAACUUAUUUUAUAUGAAAUUAUGAAAUCUAUUCAAGAUUCUUUAAAUAGUAUAACAAAUAAUAAUAUUGGAAAAAAACAAUUAAUAGAUAAAUUAGAUUCAGUUUAUCUACUUUUAGAUGAAAUUAUUGAUAAUGGAAUUGUUAUGGAAACUAACCCAAAUGUUAUAGUAAAUCGAUUAUAUAUGAAUGAAGAUGAUAUACAAGAUUUGACAUCUUUAAAUCAAGCAAUAUAUUCAGCAAAGGACAAUAUAAUUAGAAGUUUAUUAAGUGGUACUUGA